This is a messenger RNA of Acanthoscelides obtectus, 747 nucleotides long. NCBI's taxonomy places the organism in Eukaryota, Metazoa, Arthropoda, Insecta, Coleoptera, Chrysomelidae. The record is from the annotation of a GenBank genome assembly.
AUGAAAGAAGCUCUAAAGCAAAGAUUAACGAGUAGGGUCAAAUCAAUACUUAAGACUCAUCUGUCCGCAAUACACAAAGUAAGGGCCAUUAACACAUAUGCUAUUCCGACAAUAACAUAUAGCUUCGGAAUAAUCAAGUGGACAGACUCUUACUUAGAGCAGCUAAACAGAAACAUAAGAGUCUUAUUUACAAAUCAUAGAGCAAGACAUCCCAAGAGUUCGAUCGAAAGAUUCUACUUGCCAGAUCCAAAGGGGGACGAGGCAUUGCUAAGGAUGCUAAUCUUACAAAAGCUGGAACUAAACGCAAAAGAAAAAAAUCAGCGAGAGUUUGUUAAGCAGGAAAAAGAAAAAAGCCGAAUUAAUAAAAGCGCUGUCGGUCUUUCGUGUAAUAAGGAAAAAUGUAAAAUUAGAUGUUCAGUACUUUUUUCUGAGGAUCACAGACGUGAAAUCCAUAACCAGUUUUGGGAACUAUCUCAUGCAGAAAGAAGAUCAUUUGUUUUAAGCUCUUGCGAACGUUUGGAAAUUAAGCGUCGAACAACAGAAAAUAAUGCUGAACCACAUGUUAGACAUAAUGUUUUCAAAUACACCUUCAAAGACAGCCUGGGCAUUAGCAACACCUACUUGAUACUGCAUAUGUCGAGCAUCGAAAACUGCGAGGCGUACAAAUCGACAAAAGAGGAAGACGGCGAAACGGCCACUAAGUACAAUUUAAAGGAUUAUUUACUAAUACUUCACACCUGGAGGUAA